AGGAGCCGGAUCAAGAUGGCGCUGCGUCCAGGCGGUGGCGGUGGUGGCAGUAGCAGCAGCGGCGGCGGCAAUGGCAGCGGCUUCAUGUUCCCAGUAUCAGGGGGAUUAGUUCCUCCCCAAGGAAUGAUGUCAAUGCAACAGCAGCAGCAAUCACAGGGAUUCCCUAUGGUACCUGUGAUGCAGCCCAACAUACAAGGCAUGAUGGGAAUGAAUUUUGGUUCACAGAUGCCUCCGGGCGCAAUACCCAUGCAGAGUGGAAUGGCAAUGGGACCAAUGCCGCCAGCUGGAAUAUCAUUUAUGCCGCAGCAUCAUUACAUGGGGAUGCGUCCUUCUCCUCCACAAUACACACCAGAUAUGCAAAAGCAGUUUGCUGAAGAGCAGCAGAAACGAUUUGAACAACAGCAAAGGAUGAUGGAAGAGGAGCGAAAGCGACGACAGUUUGAAGAACAGAAACAAAAGUUGCGUCUUCUGAGCAGUGUAAAGCCGAAGCUUGGGGAAAAGAACCGGGAUGAUGCCUUGGAAGCCAUUAAAGGAAAUCUUGCUGGAUUCACAAGGGAUGCAAAGUUGCAUCCAGGCCCUACUUCACUUCCUAAUAAAUCAGAUGCUCCCCAGUCAUCCCUAUCAGCUGCCCCUCCUUCCCAAUCCCCUGCUUUUCCUGAUGAUGAAGAAUUCAGUGACUUUAUUCAAGGACCUGAAUCUGCCGCACCUGCGGCUCCCACCAGUUUCCAGUCCUUCCAACCCUUCCACCCCACAUUACAGUCUGGGCUGCAGUCUGAGCAGGCUGCAGUUCCAGCGCAGCCUGUUACUUCAGCCCAUCCCUCAGCUGCAGUUUCAUUGUAUGCUACAGCAGGGCAUUCAGGAAAAAACAGCCAAGGCCCUUCAUUGGAGGAGAAAAUGUUUGCUUCCUGUGAUCUCAGCAUGCCUAAGCAGGCAAAUGUUAAAUUUAACCAGUCUCAACCCUUGGCUGACAUUGGGUCUAAAGCCUCAGUCUCAACUCAGUUUCAGCCCAGUGCCAAGGCCUGUAACUGGGCCAUCCAAACUGAAAACCUCGCUGGUGUAUUCACAACAAACAGGCCAAAGGAUCCCGAACCAGAGACAGCUGCCAAAGAGAGUGGUGUAGGAGUGUACCCGACACAGGAAACAAUUCAGCCAAUGUUACCACCUUGGCUUUUCAAUGACAGUCUUGUCCCAGAACUCUACAAGAAAGUUCUAGAAGCUACUCUUACUCCAGCGGGCAUUGAUACAGCAAAGCUUUACCCAAUACUUCUCUCGUCUGGAUUACCAAGGGAGAUGCUGGGUCAGAUAUGGGCUUUUGCCAAUCGCGCAACGCCAGGCAAACUUACGAAAGAGGAGCUGUACACUGUAUUGGCUAUGAUAGCUAUGUCGCAGAGAGGCAUACCUGCACUGAAUCUUGAAAAUCUCAACCAGUUUCCAUCUGCUCCAAUUCCUACGUUAAGUGGGACUGCAUUGACUUUGCCUACUUCAGUGCCACAGCAACCUAUGAUGUCAGUGCCAGCUGGUGGAAAUGUAUCUAUGCCUGUUCAUCCAGGCCAGUCUGCGGUCAGAAUGAAUCUUCCUGUACCAGUAGGUGGCAGUACGACUCAAGUUUCCAGUGGCUUUGUGACUUCUUUCCCUGGCAGCCAGCCUGCAAAAUCUGACGAUGAUGAUUUCCAGGAGUUUCAGGAGGCUCCCAAGCCUAACACAGCUGAUGACUCAUUCAAGGGAUUCAAGAACGAAACCUCUGGAAGUUUAUCAAAAACUGCAACCUCACAGAGCACAAUCAGCACACAUACAUUACUUACUCCAAUUUCAGGAACUUCUGCACCACCUUCAGUGGACAAAUAUGCUGUCUUUAAGGACUUGACAGAAGACAAGCCUGCAGAAAGUUCUUCUUUUGCAGAUUUUGGUGACAAAUACAGUGUUUUUCGUGAACUUGGCCAGAGCGCAGAGAAUAAAUCCUCAGGGGAGGGCUUUGCAGAAUUCAAAUCACCAGGAAAUGAUGAUGGAUUCACAGACUUCAAAACUGCAGACAGCAUUUCACCAGUAGAUUCAUCAGAGCAAGCAAAGACGUUCUCAACGACAUUUCCUUCGGUGCCAUAUCUUCAACCGCAACCAGUAACACAGCCUAAAGACUCUUUCAAUCUCACGGACCUUUUUACUUCUGUCAGUAAUACUGGAGAGAGCAGUUCUAUGUCAUUUCCACCAGUUUUUGUGACAUCAUCCAUUUCCUCAUCUGUAUGUGUUACAUCUUCAUUGUCAUCACUAUCAUCUGGUACUUUUUCCACAGCCAGUAGCAAAACUGCUGGUGGAACUGAUGACUUUGGGGACUUCAGUCUUUUUGGUGUAGCAGCCAGCAGUACUUCAGGUGGGGGAUGGGGUCAGGAUGAAUUUGCAGAUUUUAUAGCUUUUGGCAGCUCCAACACCACUGGAUCCUCUGAACAAAAGUCAAAUGAUAAAUAUAGUGUUUUCAGGCAGGAGAAGAAUGAUGGCUUCACAGCAUCUUUUGAUGCCUCACUUGGCACAGCAGAAGGUGGACAACAACCUUCAACCACUGCUGUAGACAAAUAUGAUGUCUUUAAACAGAUACCUGAGGAAGGGUCCAUAAUGGGCUUUGAGGAACAAAAAGACAAUUCCUCCCUUUCCCAAGAAAAGAAUGAGGAUGACUUCCCAGUUACCAAGCUGUCCCUUGCAUUCAGCACCUCGGACAAGGCUUUCGUAGAUAAACUCUCUGCUUUUAAACAGGCAAAAGAAGACUCUGCCUCAGUGAAAUCUUUGGACCUUCCUUCAAUUGGUGGGAGUAGUAUUGGUAAAGAGGACUCAGAAGAUGCCUUAUCCGGUCAGUUUGACAUGAAGUCAGCUGAGGUUGGUGGUGAUUUGAAGCAUGUGUUGUCUGACAGCUCGCUGGAUUUACCACCUGUCAUUGGUCAGCCGCCUCCAGUUACAGAUAUGGAUGACUUUAAAUUUGACCCCUUUGGUAACUUCAGUAACGGUUCUGCAGUGAGCAGUUUAACGAGUUACGAUUGGUCUGAGAAAGAUGAUUUUGGCACCCAGAUGAAGAAGCAGCCGCCGUUCUUCCUCAACACAGAAGGCAGCUCCUUAUCCUCUACUUCAAUGCUUCAGAAGAAAGAGACCUCUUUUGGCAGCUCCGAGAACAUCACUAUGACAACUGUCUCCACGGUAACAACAUUCUCAGUUGAUGAUACAAGUUCACAGUACAACUUUGAUGCUUUUGGAGACCUCAAAGAAUCUGCAGAACAGACUAAAGAGAAAAAAGGAGGUGGCAGCGAUUUGGGAGACUUUGCAGUUACUUCAUCCAGAGAGGGACAGAUAGCUAAGCCUAAUGAAUCAAACCUGGAUGAACCUGAGCAAAAAGCUGCAGUUUCAGUCACAAAUGGGGUAUCCUCUGACGGGACAAAAAUUGAAGCUUUUGAUGAAUUUGGAGAAUUCCAAAGUGAAAAGCCCAAAAUUAGUAAAUUUGAUUUUCUUGUGGCUAGUUCCCAGGGCAAGGUGAAAUCCAGUGAGGAGAUGAUCAAGAGUGAGAUGGAAACCUUUGAUCUUUCAGUGCAAGGAUCUCAUAAAAGGAGUCUAAGUCUUGGGGAUAAAGAAGUAACCCAUGCUCCACCAGCUUCAGAGCAGCCUUUCAGAGACCGAUCAAAUACUCUAAAUGAAAAGCCAGCACCACUGCCUGUUAUCAGGGACAAGUAUAAGGACCUAACUGGAGAAGUGGAGGAGAAUGAGCGCUAUGCUUAUGAAUGGCAAAGAUGUUUAGAAAGUGCAUUACAGGUCAUGAGGAAGGCUAGUGAUACCUUGAAUGGAAUCAGCAGUUCAACCGUGUGUAAUGAAGUUAUCCAGUCAACACAAGGCAUGGAAUAUCUCUUGGGGGUGAUAGAGGUGUAUAGAGUAACCAAACGUGUUGAGAUUGGAAUUAAAGCAACAGCAGUAUGCAAUGAGAAGCUCCAGCAGCUGAUGAAAGAAAUAGAGAAGAUCUGGAGUAGCUUGAUGAUAUUCAUGUCUCUCACACCCCUCACGAAGCCUGAUGAGAACUCGCUGGAUUUCUCCUCCUGUAUUCUACGUCCUGGGAUUAAAAAUGCAAAAGAUCUAGCCUGUGGAGUGUGUCUGCUUAAUGUUGAUUCUAGAAGCAAGGAGGAAGAAAACUUGGAGGAUCAUCCUAAACAAGCCUUCAACUCUGAGAGUGACAAUUUUAAGUUGUCUUAUGGUGGUCACCAGUAUCAUGCCAGCUGUGCCAAUUUCUGGAUUAACUGUGUGGAGCCUAAACCACCAGGUCUCAUCCUACCAGACCUGCUCUGACCUAUCUUCAUAGGAAUUGAAGGAUAUCAAAUUUAACUUGUCUAUUGCUUGCACUUCACUGACAUUUCACAAAAAUUGGAGGAUGUAGCCCAUAACAAAAAUCAACUUGCAACUUUUAUUUUUUUAAAGUAUAUUUAAUAUGCAUCAAAGUUGUUUUGAAGUUAUUUACACAAGUUACUAUCUUAAAAAAGCUAAAGUUACAUGAUUGCUGAAAGGUUCUCCUUCCAAAAAAUAUGCAGCAGCACUUCAGAUUCAAAUGGACCUAAUGCUUAUCUGUCUGUCCCUAGCGACUUGAAGUCAUGGGUAAAAUUGGUUUAAAUGUUACAGGAUUUUAAAUGAGCAGCCUUACUGGGAAGAAUUAACCUCACUUUGAUUUUUUUAAUUCUGUGAAAGGAUACUAAAAGUCUUUAUUUUAAAUAAUCUGAUUGUCUGAUAGUUAAAUAAGUAAUGUCUUACUUCACAUCAUUCAGAUGUCCUUAACUUUCAGUAGCUCUUAGCAACAAUUGAAUUAACUGGAUGAUGGAGGUUAAGUGCUUCCUAAAUUAAGGAGGCAAGGAGAGGCCCGAAAUAUAUAAUGCACAGGUGGGCAUAGAAUUGCACUAAUGUCAAAACCUCAUAUGGAUUAGUUUCCUCACUUUCCUUGAAUUCCUGGCAGAAUGGAGGUGAAAACUUAAAAACAAUUUACUGAACACAUCCAGCAGAGUGGAACCAACAGGUUAUUGUACAUAAUCUGUCACCUGAUGGGACCAAUGACCUUCAUAAUGUGAAAGCUCUUAGAAUCUGACAAAUCUAGUUAAUCGUUGUGUGAAUUUUAAAGAUCUCCCUAAUUGAUCACAUAGAGCAAGAUCUUGUAAACUGCAUUUGUUUAUUUUCUAAUAUGUGUUUGUCUAGGGUGUCAAAUGCAACCACAGUUCAGCUCGUUUCAUUUAAACACUGAGCUAAAUUUGAAACAAUGGGUUAUCAAAGUCAUAUUCUGUGGGGGUAACUUUGUUAAUGGCCUUUGGUGUGAACUGGAUCAGAUGCGACUGGCCGCCUUUUAUACAUUUCUCCUGAUGAGACAUGGCUAGCGCGCAGCCAAAUUGAUAUUGUCUGUUUUACACCAUCACUCACAACCAGAAGUUUUCCAUGCACAGGCUUUUUAAUGAAUAUAUCACCAAAGUAAAUUGCCGAAGUACAGCACUAAAAUUGUAUUUGGGAAGGCAUUGAGGCAAUGUUGUCCUUUUUGUAGGUUUCUCUUGGUCAGUUAAAUGUUUAUCUAGAUCACAUGCAGUUAAGAUAUCAUACUGAAACACCCCAGUUUCCUUGGGAAAAAUUCAGUGUUCUAGUGCAAUGUACAAAUUGAUUUGAAUUUUUGUUAGGUACAGUUCAGUACUGCUUGGUUAAACAUUUAUAUUUAUUUAUAUAUCUACAUGUAAAAUAUCAUUAAAACUGUGCUUUUUUUCCUUCCCCUUUUAGAAUAGAUUUUACACUUGUCAUUUAUGUCUGUUCAGUGAUCAGCUAGCAAAGAGCAUGCUCAUAAUGGUGCAGUUUAUGAUGCACCUUAUUAAAAUGUGGACUGCAUCAGCCAAGUGUUCCACUACCUCUGAAAAUGCUGCAUUGGUUUUGAUCGCUGGUAUAUUUAAUGGGAUAAUGCCAUUCAAUAGAAUUUGGUGUUUGAUUGUGCUUGCUGGGGGGCGCUGCAUGGUUAGAUUCUUCUCAUUGAAUGACCAUUACAAGCUUAAAUUCUUGCAGCAGAACUUCGGUUUUAUAAUAAAAUGUCUACUUCAGGAAACAGUUUAAAUUUUCUAAAUUUGCUGCUGAAAUCACAGAAAUAGAGUACAUUGAACUUUAGUCAGAACUGAGCCAGGUGCAGUGAAAAUAAUAUUGAUCACUGUACAAUAAAUUCUUUGAAGGUUGCAAAAAAAUGCUCUCCAUUAUCGUGUUAUUUUAACGUUUCAAGGGCUCACCUCUGAUUUUGGAGAUGGAAACCUUUGCUAAUGUGAAGGAAUGAAUAUGUGUGGAAUAUUUGAGAUGAACUUCACUAUUAUGAAUGUUAAAUGGACAGUUUGGAAGAAGAAACUCCAGGCAGUAUUUGCAUUAUCUGCCUGGUCUUUUAAAUGAUUUGACUCCAUUUUCUAGUCUGUAGUGUUUAAAUGAAGUACAGAAGCAAACUCUGUGAGGACUUGGGGUGGGGGAUGAUGCAUCUUUUGAUUUAUUAUAUAUACAAGGUGAGCAGUCUUAACUGUAAUUGCAUUUUAAUAUCAAUUUUAUCCGUGUUAACAUGCUGUGACAAUUGUUUUCCAAGUGGUAUUUGUAAUCAUGGGAUGGGCGGGGAAGGGAGGGGGAGCGGUUUCUAGACUGGCUUUGCCUUGAAUGAAUUUUGUUUUAUUUGACUGUCAUUUUGCUGAUUACUGAUACUGGCGUAAAACACUUUAUUUCUCACGUUGAAUGAGUAUAAUAGCGUAACUGAAAGUUUUAAAUGCAUCACCAGUCGCAAUAUUGUAUUGCACCUUAAACCUUGCGGCUCGAGUUUUUGCAGGUGAAAUGUAUGUGUCACAUACUGGCUACUUCUUUUCGCAUGCAUUUCUAAUAAUGGAAAUUGUUUUUUGUUUUGGCAUGCUUUCUAAAUUAUAAUUGUAAAUAAAGAAUGUAGGAUGAAAGUGUGUUUAUAAUCAUGUUAAUUAUCAAAGGUCUUUGACAAUGGACUUUUUAAAAAAAAAAAUUAGUUAAGGUAAUGACUGGAACAGUCUUUCAUUGGCAAUUUAGUCUAAUUGGAUGGCAUUUCUCAGCACCAGAUUUAACAUCAGAUUGGGUUCCUUCUCAUUGCCAAGAACUCGUGUCCUAGGUUACUGUAUCCAAGGUGAUGUUUCUGUUGCUGUGGAAACCUUGUGCAUUGUUACAGAAUGUGCAGCAGGUUUCAUCCACUUGUGGAAACAUUAAUGCUUCCUAUGUUUGGAGUUUCAAAAAUUUUAGUUGAAAUUAUGCUUCAGUAAAUUAAUUGGAAAAUCUCGAUUGUCCCCAUCAAGGAUGGAACCAAACACAAACUGUAUACAUUGAAAACUUUCACAACAGCACUUCAAAAGUCCAAACCCACACCUUUGAAAAUUUAGUGUUCCCUUUUUACUGGAAGGUUUAGAUCCAUAAGUCAACUCUGAGAAAAAGCUAUUAAUUCUUUUAUGAACCCUUGUCUUUCACAGAAUUUUGACAUUUGCAAUUAAAAUACAUUUAAAAUUUGAUACAUUGAAAUUCUUAAGAAUGUAGAACGCACAGGACCAUAAAAAUGUAUUGUGGUGUACACACAUCUGGGAAUUAUCAGAUCCCGCAAUUGUUUGUAAGAAUCUGAAGGUUAGAUUGACAGUAAGUCAAAAAAAAGUGAUAUUAAAGCUGUGGUAGCAUAAACUUUGUGUUUGAAAAGCUUACCUAUAUUCUUCCCUUCAUAUCUUACUGUUUUCCAAGCAACGCUUUGCUGUGCUUGAGUGGGCAGGAUUCUAAUCUUCGCUGUCUACCAAUGUUGCUAUUGCUAUGAAUCAGCAGAACCAAACUGAAUCCUUUUGCACUUUUGUCUGAAAGUGAAAACAGCUGAUUUUGGGAAUGGGAAAUUGGACAUAACAUAAGAACAAAGAAUAGACAAUUUUGCAUUUUUACUGUGGACUUCAAUCAAAAUAAUUUUAACAUUAGUUGAUCUGUUCUGUCCACAGAUACAGUCUGAUCUGCAGUGUUUCUGUCACUUUCUGUUUUUUUUUUGUUUUCCUAGAUCUGGAGGAUUGCAUUUCCAGAUUCUGCUAAAUUGGCCUCAUGUCUCUGAAUUAAGGAGAGAAAACUUAGUUUCCAUUCCGGAUCUCCAUGAUGAGUACUAAAAUUGAUGAGGUAGUUACUGAUUAGAUGAUGCUUGGCUGUGAAGUCUUCUGUUUUCAGAAAUCCUGCUGCAUUCUUUUAGGGGCAUGCACACAGAUAAUGGUUAGUUAGAAGAGGUGCUUGAAAUUCAUGAUCUGUUGGGUCUAUGCCAGCUCUCCCAAUGAGCAAUACACGUCAUGCAGCACCCCUGUCUUCUCCCUGUAACCCUGCACAUAUUUCAUAUUCAGAUCGUAAUCCAAUUCCCUCCUGAAGGUUUUGAUUGAAUCUACUUUUACCAUACACUUACGCAGCAUAUGUCAGAUCCUAAGUGCUUACAGUUUGAAAUUUCUUUUUCUCAUAUCUCCAUUGCUAUUUUUAACUUAAGUCUGAGUCCUCUCGAACUCAAUUCUUCCAUCAAUCAGAAUGGUUUUUUCCCUGUCUAUUGUCUAAACUCUUAAUUUGAAUACCUCUAUCAAAUUUCCUCUCAAAUUUUCUUUUUCAAGGAAAAUAAUCUGUCAAAUAAAAACCUAUCUGAAGUUCUGCAACUUUCAUUUGAACUCCAACGUCAAUGAAUACUAUGGGGGGAGGGGGGGAAAGAGUUCCAGAUUCACAAUACUCUUUGUGGGAAAAACUGCUUCCUUACUCUACCACUGAAUGGUCCGGCUCUAAUUUUAGGGUUAAGCCCCCUGUCUUCUGGGUUCCUUCAGAGAAAAUAGUAUCUUUCGUGCUACCUUUUCAAAGUCUUUAGUCAUUUUGAAUGCCUCAUUAAGAUCACCCCAUAAUCUUUUAUGGAAGCCUUGUUUACACAGCAAUCAUAAUUUAACUGCUUAACCCCAGGUUAGAAGUCAUAGAGGUUUACAGUGUGGAAACAGACCCGUUGACCCAACUUGUCCAUAUCACUCAGUUUUCACAAUUAAACUAGUCCCAUUUCCGUGCAUUUGGUCUAUAUCUUUCCAUGCCUAUCCCAUCCAUGUGCCUGUCUGAACGGUAUCAUUCUGAUGAACUGGCAUGUAAUCCUCCCAAGGUCAGUCUAUCCCCUGACAUGUACUCCAAAAGCAAAUUUUCACCCUGAUCAGUAGGAGGGGAAGCUGAAGUUGGCUGCACCACCCAGUCUGAGGAGGAGAAAAUCAGUCAGGGAUCCUGUUCUUGCUGAAUACCUUAACAGUUCCCGUUCGGUUGAACAUUGUAGGUGUGGAUUGCCGAAGACCUAGUAGCCUGCUAAAGGUCACUUCUAAACUCAUGUAACUGGCAACUACUUGGAUGUUGUGGAGUGGCUGGCAUUACUUUUUCCGAGCAAGACGUAGGUGCUGCCAUAAUUGGAAUGGUGGCAAAGAGAAUUAGUAUUAAAAAUACCCCUCCCCAUUGAUAUGGUUUUUAACUAAGUGGACAAUUGUAAUCCAACUGUGGCGAAUGAGAACUUGAAUUCAGCUCAAAAACCAAUCUGGAAAUACUAAAGAGCUGAUCUAUGUAAAAAAUUAUCAUUAUUGGAUUGUUAUUAAAAUCCAUAUGAUUUAUUAUAACCUAUAGUGAAGGAACUCUAUCAUUGUCUGACCCACAUAUGAUUUCAGGCCAAACUGGCUGACUCUUAACUGUGCUGUGAAAUAUUUGGCAAACCCUUCAAGGCAGCUAAGGCAAGACAAUGAAUACCAGAGGCAUCACACCCAAAGGAUAAAUGAUUUUAACAAGAAGAAUUCAAAUACACCUACAUACUGUUGAUCUUUGAAUGUAACUGUUAGUUCUGAUGAAGUCACUAGACUCAGAAUGGUUAACUCUGUUUACUCCCUGCAACUAUUGUCAGAUGUGCUGAUUUUCGCCAGCAAUUGUUUCAGAUUUCCAGCAUCUGCAGUUCUUUAUUUUGCUAACAUAUAGAAUUUUAUACUUGGUACCUCAAAGUGCCCCCUUGCAUUGUUGUUGCAUUCCUCUAGUUGUCCAGAAUUUUUCAAAAGUUAAAUUUGUUAUAAUUUAACAAGGUGACAUUUGUGCUUUGCAAGAACAUUGGCAGGUGUAUCAAAUUACUAUGUACCUGAUUUUUCAAAAUUAUUCUAUUGGUAGCGUAAAUCUUGCUUAAAUUAGUAAAAUUAGAUUGCAGGAACCAGGUGUAAGCUGCAGUAAAUGCUGCUUGACUCAUUGCAAAUAUAUAGCUGACUGUUGAUUUAUGGUUGUGGUAAUGAAUGCUGGAUUCACAAAUCAGAAUUAUUCAGGUAGAAAUUAAGGCACUUGUUUUAGGAUAAUCCCUGUGACUGAAUGUUGAGACCUUAGGCACUUCUGAUGUUGGACCUAACCGUUGGACAAGUGAUCAGGCUGGAAAUCAUCAGUUCUGGAGGGUGUUCAAGACGACUGGGUAGAUAGGCUACCGCUGCCUGGGUGAAGGUGGCAGUGGUCAGGAGAAUGGGCGUCAAUCUUUAGGGACACCAAACAGUGGAUCAGGACAGAAGUUGUGAUGACUGGAGUAGAACAAUCUAGCUAGAGCAAUUAGUAGUUGGGAGAGUAAUAGCUAGGUUUUGGGAUUUGUAUAUGGGGGGGGGGGGGUGGUGUGGUGGGAGUAAUCAGUAGCUGGUUGGGAGAAUUAAAGACACUUUCAAGGAAAAGGAAUGCAAAUAACUGCACAUUUACUCAUGAGUGGCACAGAGGUCAUGUCUCUACCCUGGGUCUGAAGGUGUGUCCUAACAUCUGGACAGAUUGAUUAAAAAUAUCUAUAAUUCAACCAGUAAAUAUGAUGGGCAAUGAAUUCAUACAGUAUGUUCCUAAUCUCAUGGAUGGGAACAGCAAAUGAAGAGCUUUCCAAGGAUAGUGUGUGUUAAAUGGCGGUCCAGAUGGAGAUCACCUACUUCAGCUUGGUGGAGAGUGAGCUGAUAUUUAUGGGUGAGUUAUCUUCAGAUUAUACAUUUGUUGAUUGCACUGUGGGAAGCAGAAACAUUGAUACUGCUAUCAAACUAAACAUAGUAAUAAAGGUACAAUAUAUAUUGAUUGUAACUACUGAAUAAAGGUUCCUGUUUUGCUGGACAAAACUUGAAUCUAAUGUGAAAAUGUAUUUGUAAUGAUGCAAAGUUGUACCUUCUCUGGUAUACUGGAAUGUUAAUGCAGUGAACAUUCAGGUGUUCUAUAUUAAAUUAACAUGGCAAGCUUCUACUUGGCAAAUGAAUGUUCUUAACCAUUUGAUAGAUCUUUGUCACAUGCUCCAUUCGUAGUGAGGCUUUAGAGUGUCUUUGAACCAUGUGGCAAAAUAUUGAAUGCUCGUUUGUAAUCAGAACCCAAUGACAUUGGUUGCACUCUUGUAAUCCACUGAGAAGUAUUUAUAGUAAACAUAAACACAAGGCAGUGUCAUUUUUUUCAUUUCCAUUGUUUGUUUUGAUGAAAAUACUUGCUUGCUUUCUAAUACCUCAUGAUGCAGCAUCUCAGUCUAAGUUUGUGCAAUGUUUCAAGGUUACUUUAGGCAGUUCAUUUAGAGAAAAUGCACCAUACAAUGUAUUAAUGUUGCUCCAGGUCGUCAUCAAUGCUAUCUCAAUAUUGUCUGUGUGUGACCACAAUGCUUGCUGUUGUAAAUAUGCACUAACGUGAAUUAAGUGUAACAUUAGUUCUUGAGUAAAGUUUGUGUGUACUAUUAGAGCAGACAGGAAAAAUGUGUUCUGUACAGACCAGUUCAGAGACACUUUAAUCCUUAAUACUAACUGAUCAUUGUGCUAAUCCCAAAAUCAUUUUUUUCAUUGCUAAUGACAAGUUAUGUUGAACCCAUUUGAAGUGUGCAACAAAAUUGAUGUUUGGUCUUUUGUGUAUGUAUAGUAUAUUUUGUUUUCUUGUGUGUCUACAAAUUAAAUAGCAAUCUUAAAA
Molecule: messenger RNA, 11949 nt
Organism: Chiloscyllium plagiosum (whitespotted bambooshark)
Lineage: Eukaryota; Metazoa; Chordata; Chondrichthyes; Orectolobiformes; Hemiscylliidae
Source: RefSeq, a predicted model, not a curated record